AUAUUUAAAAUACUAACAAAACCAACACAUAUCAAUUUUCAGUAAGUUUUUAACAUGUUUUCACAUGUUACAUUCAUAUGCUGAGUGAGAUUCGAUCCGGAUGUUGGGGAUAAAAUUGGAUAUGAAUUCAUGAGAUAAAGGAAAUUCAUACUGAAUUUGUAUGCAUUUUUAGUUUAUUUUAAAUUUUUUCAUAUUAAUUUUUUCACAGUUUUUCGUGCUUAUUUGCACAGAUUGUCCUGGAUUCCACUGAUUUUGCAACGCUAACAUACCCUAUUUACACCACAUAUCAAUUUCAACUGGUUUUUUACACUUAAAAUUACUCUCAAUUCCACUCAGUUAAUUUUUCAACAAUUUCAGUUAAUUUUUUGCAAUUUUCGGUUUUUUUAAUUUUUUAUCAAUUUCCUCUAAAAUUUUCAUAAUUUCUCUCACGCAUUUUAACAUUUUUCAAAUUUUUAAAUUUUUUAUUGAAAAGGAUUUUGGUGUUAUGAAAUGAAUAGUGAUCAGGCAGGUGUUGAUUUAUUAUUGAAUAAUAAUCCCUUUAAAUCGCAGUCGAAGGCGGCGAUAGAGUUAAAUGAGACUAGAAACUUGGCGUUACAGGAGCGUUGCAUAGAUUUAACCACUUCCACAGCUUUAAAUGUUUUGGAUGGCACUUUUGGACUAAGGGAAAUUCUUUUUUCCUGCUCAGAAUCCAAGAAUUCCAUGGUUUCUGACGUUGAUCCUCAGCUUAUUCUCAAAUUAUUUUUCAGAGAACCCGUUUGCAUUGAUUACUUAAUUCUAAGAGCUAAUUCUAAACCAGAGAACCUGGACGCAAGUCCUCCUAAAACUCUACAGAUUUAUAGUAAUAGACCUGAGUUUGACUUCAGUGAGUCUGAUAGUAUAGAUCCAGACCAGGUUGUGGAUUUGGCUGAGUCAGACUCUGAGACUCGUGUUAAGCUCAAGGGCACAAAGUUUACACAUGUGAAGAGUCUUCAGAUUUUCAUAGUUGAUAACUCACAAGACACUGAUCAAACAUUUUUAAAUGAACUAGUCGUUUGGGGAAAAGUACACCCAAAUUAUAAAUCUGACUUUUAAAUUUUCA
Theileria parva strain Muguga is the source of this 1078-nucleotide messenger RNA. Its product is annotated as PITH domain protein. Lineage: Eukaryota; Apicomplexa; Aconoidasida; Piroplasmida; Theileriidae. The record is from RefSeq and is a predicted model, not a curated record. The coding region runs from base 490 to 1071 and encodes 193 amino acids. The transcript has 2 exons.